Molecule: messenger RNA, 2358 nt
Organism: Plasmodium vivax (malaria parasite P. vivax)
Lineage: Eukaryota; Apicomplexa; Aconoidasida; Haemosporida; Plasmodiidae
Exons: 4
Coding region: 1-2358 (785 amino acids)
Biological process (GO): ERAD pathway
Cellular component (GO): endoplasmic reticulum membrane
Molecular function (GO): protein binding
Source: RefSeq, a predicted model, not a curated record
AUGGUAAAGGCUUCUUCCCCCCUGGCCACGCUGCUCCUGUGCGCUCUAAAGACAGCCCAUGGGUAUAACGUAAUCGAGAGCAACACGAGUUUUUUGUCCGCCAGUAAAGAUGCUCAGGUGGAGGGGCGUAUUCACAAGGGGGGGCACUUGACGGAUGCGGGGGCGGGAGAGGCCCAAUGGGGGGAAGCUGCACCGGUGGAGUGGCCGGGAGGCGGCAGCGCGCUGGAGAGCGCCGCGGCACUUUUGAAGAGCAGCUGGGCGGAGCAGGAGAGCAGCCAGGUGCACCAUUUCGGAGGGGGCGACCACAGCGGGGAGAGCCCGAAGGAGCAGGCCCCCCAGCAGGGCGCCCAGCGGAGCGGCGGAGGUGGCGACGGAGAGGACGACCGAGCCAAGCUAUUCAGUCUGGCCAUGGAGCUCAAGGAUGGAACAAACAACAGGAAGAAAAACGUAAAUAAAAGCAUAAGGAUCUUCGAGCACCUCAUCCUCGGGAAGAGAGACAGCAUAACCUCAUCGUCUUACUACGAGCUGGGGAAGAUCCACUUCGUUGGUUAUCAAAAUUAUUUCUUCUCCUACAAGAGGAACUUAAAAUUGGGCAUUCAUUUUUUGGAGAGAGCCAGUCGGAUGAGGAACCCGGCUGCUCUGCACUUUUUGAGUUUCAUUUACUUUUUCGAGUUCAACGUGGAGGGGGUGGGUGACCAGAAAAGCAGCCCCGCGCGAGAACCCCCACGUGAACCCACACGUGAACCUCCACAUGGUAGUGAGAAGGGUGAUGGGAAGAGUGGACAGAAGAGCGGCCCCCCCCAUGGUGGUGAGAAGGCGGGGGAAGUCCCCCCGGGGAGGAAGAACAAAACGAGCACUGGCACGCGCAUCGACGUGAGGAGCCCGAAAAGGAAGUACCUCACCAGGGGAAAGACGAAUAGCGGCAGCCCCACACGGACAGACCCCACAGCUAGCCACCACCAACCGACGAGCAACCCACUCACCAAAACUGCCAUGGAAUACGAAUUGCAGGCGUGCUCUCUUAACUACACCCCGUCUAUCCUAACGAUGGCGUAUAGGUACCUCUACGGGGUCAACCUGAAGAGCAGCUGCGAAAAGGCAAAGGACUACUACAAGAGGGUGGCGGAGAGGGUGAUGGACUCAGACUACAUCAACGUGCCUCUAUCCGAAAUGGACGUGUUAAAUGUAGAAAAUCUGAGCAUGCAAAGUGAAAUCAAUGAAAUGAGGGAUAACGAGGAGGACGUUUUGGAGUUCCUAAAUGAGCAGAUAAAGGGGGGAGACGUUAUGGCUAUGUACGAUUUGGGGAGGAAAUACAAAGAGGAGCGAAACUUCAGCAAAGCGUUUGAAUACAUCAGCCAGGCGUCCGAGAAGAACAACGCGCUGGCGCAGAAGGAGCUGGGCAUCAUUUACCUCUACGGCUACGGCACGCAGAGGGACGUGCGCAAGAGCAUCGAGAGCUUCUCCAAGGCCGCCACCGCGGGCGACGUGGAGUCCAAGUGCUACCUCGGCUACAUCUACUACUUCGUAGACGAGCACAGAGACGUGCAGCAGGCGCUCAAGUACCUGGUGGAGGCAGCCAACCACGAUUACGGAGAGGCCUUCUUCUUCCUCGCGGAGAUCAUCCUGGACGUGGCCAUCAAGAAGCACCACAUCGCCGACGCUGUCUACCGUACCAUCUUCAGGUUGUAUGAGCACGCCGCAGACCUGGGCUACGUGCAGGCCUACUUCCGCGAAGCGCAGCUCUACGAAAUAGGCAAGGGGGUGCAGGCAUCGUGCCUGAAUGCGGCUCUCUCCUACAAGUUCGUCGCGGAGAGCACCAUGUGGACCAACCAGAUUAGGGAGGGCAUGAACUACUACGUGCAGAAGGACUACGUGAGGGCCUUCUACACGUACGCCCUGGCCGCGUACGAAGGAUACCAAGUUGCCCAGAGCAAUUUAAUUUACAUCUACAGGAAGAACCGGUUCGACAGGUUCAUCAAGCCAGAGAAGGUCAUGCAGAUGCUGCACCUUCUGUAUAAGCAGGGCAACUGCAAGGCGCUCUACGAAAUUGGGAAGAUUUACCAGCAGGAGAACAAGGACAGCGUGUCCGUUAGCUACCACAAGUUGGGGCUGAACAAGGGCGACCUGCGUAACCUCCUUCCGCUGUCCGCCUACUACGAGAGGAAUAAGGACCCCGAUAGGGCCCUCAAAUACCUCAACUACUUCCUAAAGCAGAGGAGGAGGGAGAAACCGUCCAGCAGCACCAAGGUGGAGAGAAUGAGGACCAUUCUGGAAAGUUCCCUGUUGUAUUUUCGUAAGUUUAAAUUAAUUUUUAAAAGUUUCUACUCGGCGAGACAGAAAAAAGGGGGAGGUACGUAA